This is a messenger RNA of Melanotaenia boesemani (Boeseman's rainbowfish), 1882 nucleotides long. RefSeq names its product sorting nexin-9-like. The record is from RefSeq and is a predicted model, not a curated record. The transcript is spliced from 17 exons. Gene Ontology annotation, molecular function: phosphatidylinositol binding; protein binding. The coding region runs from base 96 to 1670 and encodes 524 amino acids. Lineage: Eukaryota; Metazoa; Chordata; Actinopteri; Atheriniformes; Melanotaeniidae. Gene Ontology annotation, biological process: endocytosis; mitotic cell cycle; cleavage furrow formation. Gene Ontology annotation, cellular component: cytoplasmic vesicle; plasma membrane.
UGCGUCAGCCUUGACGUAGAGCUCGAGGUUUUGUGAGACGACGGGAUGAAACCGUGAUCAGAGCCGCGGAUAAAACCUGCAGCUGUGACGUCAGCAUGGCUCUGAAGGCUCAGGUUCUGUACGACUUCACAGCCGAACCAGGAAACAACGAGCUGUCGGUCAGACAGGGAGAGACCGUCACCGUGAUCAACCAGGAUGUGGGCGGAGGAUGGAUCGCAGCCCAGAACUCCAGCGGACAAACUGGACUCGUCCCUGAGGGGUAUUUACAGAUGGGUGGAGGCGGAGACUCGUGGUCUGGAGGAGGAGCUUCUUUCCGUCAUGCAGAGGGAUGGGAUGGUGGAGGACCUUCACAACAAGCUGUGGAUGAUGAUGAUGGUGAGUGGGAUGAUGACUGGGACGACCAAUCUGUAAGCAGUUACCAUGGCAACGGCCAGGCGGAGGAGGAUGGUGGGGCUUCAGGAAGGAGUACGCACGGACCCUCCGUCAAGAUCUCCCUCAACAAGUUCCCGUUCUCCAAAGGUCCUAAUCCAGAGGUCUUCCUUUUGGCCAAACCACCUGCUAACAGCAGAGACAGACUUCCUGUCUACAUGGGAGAAGUGGGCCCAGUCUGGCUCUACCCAACAUCUCCACUGAGCUGUGUGAUUGCCGAUCCAAAGAAAGAGUCCAAACUCUAUGGACUGAAGAGCUUCAUUGAGUACCAGAUCACAGCUAACACCACCCACAGACCUGUCAAUCAUCGCUACAAGCACUUUGAUUGGCUGUAUGAACGUCUGUUGGAGAAGUUCGGCUCUGUCUUGCCCAUUCCCUCAUUACCUGACAAACAGGUCACAGGCAGGUUUGAGGAUGAUUUCAUCAGGAUGAGGAUGGAGCGCCUGCAGGCCUGGAUGACUCGGAUGUGUCGUCACCCCGUUGUCUCUCAAAGCGAAGUCUUCCAGCUCUUCCUCACCUACAAAGAUGAGCGGGACUGGAAAAUGGGGAAGAGAAAGGCAGAGAAAGAUGAGAUGGUGGGACCAAUGAUGUUCAGUCUGGUUGAACCUGAAGCUGUAGAGCUCGACGCUGUCCAGGUAGAACAGAGAUGCGAGCAGUACAGUCGCUUCACUAAGUCUAUGGAUGAUGGAGUCAGAGAGCUGCUAAACGUCGGGCACACACACUGGAAACGGUGCACUGGACCGCUGCCUAAAGAGUACGAGCGGAUUGGCCAAGCUUUCAGAAACCUGUCCACUGUUUUCGUCAGCAGCAAAUAUCCAGGAGAGGUGACGCUGACAGACGCUCUCUCAGCUGCUGGGAAAACCUAUGAGGAGAUCGCUCAGAUUGUUGCAGAGCAGCCUCAGAAGGAUCUUCACUUCCUCCUGGAGACAAACAGCGAGUAUAAAGGCCUGCUGGGAUGUUUUCCUGAAAUCAUCGCUGUACACAAGGCUGCAGUAGAUAAAGUGAAGGAAGCCGAUCGUCUGGUUUCUGCUGGAAAAAUCAGCAGCAGCGACAGGAAGUGCAUGAACCAGCGUGUCAGCUGCAUGAGCUACUCGCUGCAGGCUGAGAUGAAUCAUUUCCAUAGCAACCGUAUCUAUGACUACAACCGAGUGAUGCAGUUCUACUUGCAGCAGCAGGUGACUUUUUACCAGCAGAUUGCAGAUAAACUGCGAGAAGCUCUGAGCCAUUUCACCACACUGUGAGGAUGGAGCCUAAUGAUGUCACUGAUGAUGUCAUCGGCAAGCCUUUGUCCGCUACAUUUUUAACUCAGUAAAAUCUUUUAAUCUGUUACAUGAAGAGACGUCAGGGUGUAAAUGAACAGUUUAACUUUCAGUAAUGAUGAUUUAUUUAAGACUUUUUCACAGAUUAUUAAUGUUUUAACUGUAUUUUCCACAUUAAAUGAGUCUUUCUGUCA